AUGGCAACUGCGCCUUCGUCGUUCAUGUCGAACAAUUCGAUCAAAAAUCGUGCGCGGGCUGGCCGCGAGCGGCGAACUACCGUCCCGGAUCGACCGGAUCUUCCCAUCAAUCUAUGGUCGAUAAUGAAGAAUUGUAUUGGCAAAGAAUCCAAAUUUUCUGUUCAGGAGCCAUUCGAACAAAUGGCGUAUGUUGCUGCCUAUGCGGUCAGCAACUACUCAACUACUGGAAACCGCACAAAUAAGCCGUUUAAUCCACUGCUAGGCGAAACAUACGAGUUUGAUCGUACUGCUGAUCUGGGAUGGCGAAGUAUCACUGAACAAGUAAGCGUUAUGGCAGGCUCGAUAUCCACUAUCGUCCCUACCGUAUUCCUACCGUACCCUCAACUUGACCGGUCGGAAUUCGAUAUGGAGUCGUUAUCGUAGCC
Messenger RNA from Cylicostephanus goldi, 425 nucleotides. The record is from the annotation of a GenBank genome assembly. NCBI's taxonomy places the organism in Eukaryota, Metazoa, Nematoda, Chromadorea, Rhabditida, Strongylidae.